Molecule: messenger RNA, 438 nt
Organism: Metarhizium album ARSEF 1941
Lineage: Eukaryota; Fungi; Ascomycota; Sordariomycetes; Hypocreales; Clavicipitaceae
Exons: 1
Coding region: 1-438 (145 amino acids)
Source: RefSeq, a predicted model, not a curated record
AUGAAGUACCUAGGCAUUCUGCUCGCUGCCUUUGCCUGUAGCGUGGUGGCAGCCAAGGCAGCCCAAGAAUCGGGCCUAAAUCAGAUGACAUUUGGACUGGACAACUUUUGCGACGUCCAACCCGACUUUGAACCGACGGAAUGCAAGAAGCUACAACGCAACAAUUGCACUGGGCCCACGCCGGAUGGUAGAGGCGGCAUGAAGCGAAGAACAAACGAAGGCAUCAUCCUCUGUACGAUCCUCGAACUGGAAUCUCUGGACAUCAGGAAAUCUGGAAUGUCUUCUGAAAGGGCAAGUAUCCAUGGCCGCGUCACGCUCGCCCAAGGCCGUCUGUCUGGCGUGACUAUUAACCCGUCGACAGCAUGCAUGGACCUUUUAUCUGCAGAUGGUACUGUUAAACAGCACAAAGAUGUCAUGCGAACCCUCGAUAGCAAGUGA